This is a messenger RNA of Mus musculus (house mouse), 2131 nucleotides long. RefSeq names its product nucleotide binding protein 1 (gene Nubp1). NCBI's taxonomy places the organism in Eukaryota, Metazoa, Chordata, Mammalia, Rodentia, Muridae. Gene Ontology annotation, cellular component: centriole; microtubule organizing center; iron-sulfur cluster assembly complex. Gene Ontology annotation, biological process: regulation of cell growth; iron-sulfur cluster assembly; intracellular iron ion homeostasis. The transcript has 11 exons. The coding region runs from base 40 to 1002 and encodes 320 amino acids. The record is from RefSeq and is marked validated. Gene Ontology annotation, molecular function: ATP-dependent FeS chaperone activity; molecular adaptor activity; ATP binding.
UGAGGUUCCGGCGAGCGCAGCCCGGGCAAGAGCGGCAGCAUGGAGGAGGCGCCCCACGGCUGCCCCGGGGCCGACAGCGCCCAGGCCGGCCGAGGAGCCUCGUGCCAGGGAUGCCCCAACCAGAGGCUGUGCGCAUCCGGAGCCGGCGCUGCUCCGGAUCCCGCCGUGGAGGAAAUCAGAGAGAAGAUGAAGACGGUGAGACACAAGCUCUUGGUGCUGUCUGGGAAAGGCGGCGUUGGGAAAAGCACGUUCAGUGCACACCUCGCCCACGGCCUAGCGGAGGAUGGAGAUACACAGGUUGCUCUUCUGGACAUCGAUAUCUGUGGGCCAUCGAUUCCCAAGAUCAUGGGCUUAGAAGGAGAGCAGGUUCACCAGAGCGGCUCCGGCUGGUCUCCAGUGUACGUGGAUGACAAUCUGGGGGUGAUGUCAGUGGGCUUCCUGCUUAGCAGCCCAGAUGAUGCUGUCAUCUGGAGGGGACCAAAGAAAAAUGGUAUGAUCAAGCAGUUCCUCCGUGAUGUAGACUGGGGAGACGUGGACUACCUCAUCGUAGACACCCCGCCUGGCACGUCUGACGAACACCUCUCAGUGGUCCAGUACCUGGCUGCGGCACACAUUGAUGGGGCAGUGAUCCUCACCACCCCUCAGGAGGUGGCCCUCCAGGAUGUCCGGAAAGAGAUCAGCUUCUGCCACAAGGUGAAGCUGCCCAUCAUUGGUGUGGUAGAAAACAUGAGCGGUUUCAUCUGCCCCAAGUGCAAGAAAGAGUCUCAGAUCUUCCCUCCCACGACUGGGGGUGCAGAGGCCAUGUGCCAGGAUCUGAGGAUUCCACUUCUGGGCAAAGUGCCGCUGGAUCCACACAUAGGCAAGAGCUGUGACAAAGGCCAGUCUUUUUUUGUCGAAGCUCCAGAUUCACCAGCCACAGCAGCCUACAGAAGUAUAAUUCAGAGGAUCCGAGACUUUUGUAAUUCUCAUCAGUCACAUGCUGAGACCCUCAUCAGUCCCUGAAGUGGAACAGGACCGAGUGCCACCUGCUAACCCCAGAGUUGGCAGGCCACGUGUCCAGACACCUGGGCAAUGGGGGACAGGUGGUACCAUAGCCACCAGAUGCUGACAGGAUUUGAAGUCACUCAUUAAGACACUGUAAUCACCUAUCUGCCUAUUUCCUCGAGAUCAAAGGUACGGGCGCUCUGCAUCCAGGUGCCAUUCAUCAGAAAAUAAAAAUGUCUCCUUGAACCUAUCCCUUAGGGCCUGCUUCCUGGAAUCCAAGGGACUAGGAACUCUCUGAGUCACAGGACUCCCAGGAACUGUUUCUGCCUCAUGUGAUAAGCCUAGGGAGACACAGAGGGGGGAUGACACUGCCUGUGCCCACACUGGGGUCUCCAGCUCUGGGAGGUCUCCAGUCAUGCUGGGAUCGGUGUGGGUGCUUUGGCUGGGGGCCAUCAGAGCCCCUGGCAAAGCCUGUAAGUCACCCAUGAGGUGACGGUGCCUUCAAGACAUCCGGUAUUGCCCAGGGUCCCAGGCAAACCAUCACCUGGCACGUCUGAGGCACAGAUGUAAUUGUCCUCGUGAUCCGGGACUAAGACGUAGAACUGAGAGCUGCUGAGGGAAUUCAUUCCAGAUUUCCACUGUACUGUGGUGUGACACUGGAAUAUGGGCAGCCCCCUCCCCUAUCCUCUCCUUCCCCUGUACACGUAAACUCUUGGAGUGUACUGGGGUCCCUGUAGGGCAGAUGUGACCUUUCCAAAGCUCGAUGGGUCCCGAGCAGGCCCUAAAUAUCGGGGUUCUAGCUUGGACUUGUUCUGGGUCAACUUGGAGGACUGGGAAAGGCCACCUAGGCCUGGAGCACAGGUCAGGAGCUGCUUUCCCACAGGUGCUCAGGCCUCUGGCCUGCACGUGCUGCUCACCUAGUGCCGGUGGAUGUCCAGCCCUUCCAGCCUGGGCUUCUCGAAGUCACCUGGGAAGUCCUGCAAGGCAAGAGAAGCCAUGACUGUCCCAACAAAGAGCAGACUCACUGGGGAGACCCACAGCCACAAGUAGCCAAAAAGAAUCCUCCAUCCCUCAUUUCUGACAACUUGACAAUUGGCAAUUAUUAAGACAAUUAUCCAAGAAAUAUUUCCUAGCUUCAAAACAAAAA